CUUUUUCUUCUUCUUCUUCUUCAUAAAACCCAAACUCGAGGGUACUAUUCAUCACUCUAGAAGUCCAAUUUCGAAAGCUCAAAUAAAAAAACUUCAUUCAUCAAAGUUGUUCAUCUGUUCGAAUACUACAACAUACCCAAACAUGAGCAUCAUCAGACCGGUCUAGCUACCUCGAACCGGCUAUGACAUUUUUAUGUUUAUCCAUGGCUGGUGAGUUUUCUGCAGCUCGGUUUUCAACAGUUUUCUUUAAUCUCCAUUGCUUGUUUGACAAAACGUCCUUCUCUAAGGUUGUUCCUCAGUUGGAGAACUUUGACAUCCAAAAAUCAGAGCAAUCCAACUACUCUAACUAUGUCUGUGAUGACAAUACUUCCUUCAUGAAGCUUGUUCAGAAUUCUUUUCUCUACAAUAUAUCCAAAAAUAGCGGCAGUCCAACAAGUGUAGCUUUCUCGGCAGUGGUACACCUGAAACAAGCUUUUGGUAGUUUUCAAGUGUUGUUUGAAUUGGUUAUUUCUCUUUGGGAGCUUCACGUAGGAUUUCGCACCAAUAUUAAGUUACCCAAGCAAGAACAAUUUGAGUUCAAAGGUGUAGAAUUCAAGUGAGGCAUUAGCUUUGGAUUCCAGGUAGGGGGACUCACUCCUGAACUUGUAUUUUUGUGUAUGUAUGACAUUGUAUAUAUUGUUGUGUGCGAAAACGAAAACUGUAAUGUUUGUGAUUGCCUAAAUUAACACUUUAGUUUUUUUUAUUUUCUUUACU
Molecule: messenger RNA, 753 nt
Organism: Prunus persica (peach)
Lineage: Eukaryota; Viridiplantae; Streptophyta; Magnoliopsida; Rosales; Rosaceae
Exons: 3
Coding region: 183-599 (138 amino acids)
Source: RefSeq, a predicted model, not a curated record